AUGAGGGAGAUUAUUUCCUCUCGAACUGUGACUCUUUCCAAAUCCAAGGAGCGAACCUGCACUCUUGAGUUUGAUGGUGCUUCAAAGGGAAAUCCCGGACAAGCUGGUGCUGGAGCUAUACUCCGAUAUGAUGAUGGAACUGUGAUUCAGGGUCUAUGGAAGGUUAAAAGCGAAAACCUCUUGAAUCUGUACAAGGAGGCAAAGGAAUUGGUGGAUAGAUUCCGUUCGUUCCAAAUUGUGCAUGUCCUCAGGGACUUGAAUUCCGAGGCUGAUGCUCAGGCUAACAUAGGCGCGCAACUUGCCGGUUAG
Salvia miltiorrhiza (redroot sage) is the source of this 309-nucleotide messenger RNA. RefSeq lists its product as uncharacterized. The record is from RefSeq and is a predicted model, not a curated record. The transcript is spliced from 4 exons. The coding region runs from base 1 to 309 and encodes 102 amino acids. Lineage: Eukaryota; Viridiplantae; Streptophyta; Magnoliopsida; Lamiales; Lamiaceae. Gene Ontology annotation, molecular function: RNA-DNA hybrid ribonuclease activity; nucleic acid binding.